Molecule: messenger RNA, 1689 nt
Organism: Mitosporidium daphniae
Lineage: Eukaryota; Fungi; Microsporidia
Exons: 1
Coding region: 1-1689 (562 amino acids)
Molecular function (GO): protein binding
Source: RefSeq, a predicted model, not a curated record
AUGAAUGCCAUUUCUGCUCUUGGCUUUUGCUAUGAGUUUGGGCUUGGGACCUGCACCAACUAUUCGUUGGCCGAGUCUGCCUAUGUUCUCGCUGCAGAAAAAGGAAACGUUCCGCUGGCUCAGUCGAGGAUGUCUUUUUUGCGAAAGUAUGGCCGACCAGGCCUUCCGAUUGAUAAAAAUGAAGCCGAGCACUGGGCCGAUACUUUGGCUGCCCAUGGCUCAGUAGGAGCUCUCUCCUGGCUAAACAGGGCUGCCCAAAAUGAUCUAGGGGCCGCUUUGUACUGUCUUGGCGUAUGUUAUCACGAUGGUCUUGGGUGUGCGAAGGAUGAAAUCAAGGCUUUCGCCCUUUACAAGCGAGCGGCCGAUCAAGGUCUUUCAAGAGCUUUUGGCAUUCUCGGAUAUUGCUUUGGCGAGGGAUUUGGGGUUGAAAAAGACUUUUCACAAUCAAUUUUUUAUUAUCAGAAGGCAGUUGAGGAUGUCUCUUCGCCAAUCGAUACCGUUGCCCUCUUCAAUUUAGGCUGCUGCUACGAAGAUGGCUCAAAGGGAGUUCCACAAGAUUUUGAAAAGGCAGUUUAUUACUACAAAUUAGCUGCAGAUGCCGGCAAUGCUUAUGCGCAAUCUGCUCUUGGUUACUUUUAUGAAUAUGGUAUUGGCGGCCUCCCCGUCAAUACCCAGCAAGCCGUUUCUCUUUAUCGUCUAGCUGCAGAGCAAGGAUACCCUUGGGCACAAUCUAACCUUGGGUACUGCUAUCAACAAGGAAUCGGUCUUCCCAAGGAUGCUAGUCUUGCCGUUUGGUGGUAUGCCAAAGCAGCUACUCAGGGACAUCCCCGGGCUUUGCACAAUCUCGGACAUUGUUAUCAAUCAGGUGAAGGAGUCCCGCGUGACCUAGAGAAGGCGUUCCUGCUAUUUGAGAAAUCUGCUGCACAGGGCCAUCUCUUUGCCUUCCAUUCGCUUGGGCAUUGCUACCAAAACGGAUUCGGCGUUCUUGUUAAUCCCAGCGAAGCAUACUCUUGGUAUCUCAAGGCCUCCGAGUGCGGUCACGGACCAGCCCAACUAUCUCUUGCUUACUGCUACAAGAAUGGUAUCGGGUGUGAAAAAAAUUUACAAAAAUGUUUGCAUUGGUUUGAGCGGGCUGCACAAAAUGGCGUUGCAUUGGCCCAAAACAUUAUGGGAAGUCUAUGUGAGCUAGGGCUUCACGAAACCUUUAUUCCAAAAGACGCCAGAGCUGCUGUGGAAUGGUAUCAAAAGGCCGCUGCCCAGGACCUUUCCUAUGCCAUCUGUAAUUUGGGAUAUUGCUAUGAAAGAGGAAACGGUAUUGAACAGUGUUAUCGCACGGCUUUUAAGCUAUACGAAUCUGCUGCGUUCAAAGGACACUCCCGUGCCAUGGAUCGCCUGGGCCUUUUUUACUUGGAGGGCAGAGGAACGGCCUCCGAUUCUGAACUGGCAACACUGUGGUUUAAACGCUCCGCCCAAGCCGGAUAUGCUCUUGGAAUGCUCCAUUAUGGUGAGGCUUUAGAAGAAGGCUCUGGCGUAAGCCAAUCCACUUCGGAGGCUCUUCAAUGGUAUCAACUUGCUGCGUCAAAGGGAAGAAAAGAAGCCCUUGAUAAAUUGAGGAUUUUAUUACUAAAGCUAUCAAGGGAAGAUUCGGGCGAUAUUAUUUUGUAUGGACAUAUUGCCUGUGCUGCUUAG